Molecule: messenger RNA, 1254 nt
Organism: Plodia interpunctella (Indianmeal moth)
Lineage: Eukaryota; Metazoa; Arthropoda; Insecta; Lepidoptera; Pyralidae
Exons: 8
Coding region: 182-1186 (334 amino acids)
Biological process (GO): regulation of transcription by RNA polymerase II
Cellular component (GO): nucleus
Molecular function (GO): protein binding
Source: RefSeq, a predicted model, not a curated record
CAUUGACACUGUUAACUAUGGUUGAAUUUAGUUUGUGACAGUUUGCUUUGCUUCUAAGAUUUAUUUUGUGAAGAUUUGCUGUCUGUUGUGUUGAUUAUUUAUGUUGUCCAUAUUUCUACCAUUUACAUCAUUCGUUUAUUGUAAAUUGUGAAAACUCCGCAUAUUGUCUAAUGACAUAAAAAUGGUACAAUCUCAGUUCUCCCUUUCUUGGAACUCAUAUAAAAACAGCAUUUGCAAUGGAUUUACUUCUUUUCAACAGAAUGGAGAGCUAGUGGAUAUGACUCUGGCAGCUGAUGGCCACUUUGUAAAGGUGCACCAAGUGCUGCUUGCUCUGGCCAGUCCAUAUCUAAAGGACCUCAUCACGUCUGCCCCGUGCCAGCAUCCAGUACUGUUUCUUAAUAAUGUUUCACACAAGAACAUGUCACUCAUAUUGGAGUACAUAUACACGGGAGAAGUGUUGGUUCCAGUUGAAAAUAUGACAUCGUUUGCUGAGGCCGCAAGAGGACUUCAUAUUAAGGGUCUAGAAAACCUUACUAACCACAGUUUAAAUAUCCAAGAUAGAUCAUCAUAUGUAGAAGAAAAAAACCUCGGCCAUGUUACUGGAGUCAAAAGAAUUGCUGUACCUACUAGUGAUGGAGUGGAAGAGGUAGCUGUACCAGCAGCAGCAAGGAAAAUUUAUGUUAAACAAGACUUAGUUAGUAGUGAGUUGAGAACACACGCGGAGCCCCCUGCGGAGCCGCUGUCGGAGCACGCUGGCGCCCACGACUCUGACGACGACUGCAAGCCUGAAAUCUCUGCUAGCACUCCCAAAGAUAUAAAAGCCACAGCGAACCUGCAGUACACGGUGUCGAUCCGCGGCGCGCUGCAGGUGCUGCUCAACCGCUACAUGUACAACCUGCAGUCGGCGCGCGGCGCGCUGCGGCGCUGGCGCUGCAUCGACUACCGCAACCACAAGUGCAUGGCCUUCCUAGUCACCAGGGACAACGUCGUCGUCAACAGGGCAAAUCUUCAUAAUCACGGGUUCCACGAUAAGAAAAUUUUGGCUAAAAUUAACAAGAAAUGUGUAUUUUCGGCGAUAGAUGAUGUCGUCAAAAAUUACAAGGAGCGAGAAAGCGAGGAAUCAAAAACAAUAGAUAGCGACACUACAAUGGAUGAAGGAUUCAGCGCAAUUGACAGUUUUCAUUAACCUACGAUGUAUUUCUUAACAUAAGUAUAUAUUAAUUAAUAAAUAUUAAAAAUUUAAUAUUUGUUUGA